GUCAUUUCUACCCACAGAAUGACGAAAGAGAGCAUAUUCGGUCUGUAAGGGUGAGCAGACUAACCCUGAACAGGCAGAUUGGGUGAAAUAUCUCCAGGACAUGUCCGUGCUCUAAGGCCAACUGGGAACACGCUAACUUUUUACCAGGAGCAGUCAAAACGACCUACAGAUGGGAUGAGUUCCUAACGUGAGACAAGAGACAGACAGACAGACAGACAUUUCCCCAAAGAUGAGCGGAGGUGAGACAGACAUUUCCCCAAAGAUGAGCGGAGGUGAGACAGGCCUGCAGGAGAGGGGAAGGUAUGAGGACUUUAACGGAGAAGACCAAACCUUAGACGACCUAGAGAAAGUGUCUUUAUUUACGGCGAGAAGUUACGGCUCCUCCGAUCGAUAUCGCCUGGCUACAGGGAUUCUGGGGUUGGCCUGUGCUGCCCUCCUGAUGGCUGUGAUAAGCAUGGCUGUGCUGAAGAAUGGCACGAAUGAGAACCAGUCAUCUUUCAACAUCACCGGAAUGAGAAGAGAGCUGGAGCUGCUGAGAGAUAAUAACGCCACACUAACGGCCGCUAGGUUAUCCCUCCAGUAUGACUAUGACAUUGUCCAUUGGGAAUAUUACCAGAGUGAGCACCAGUUCCUCAGAUAUGAAAGCUACUGUAGUGAUCUACUGUUCCAGAUUGAAACCCUGGAAGAUAAGAAGAAGGAACAGGAGCUCCGCAUUGAUCAAAUUGAGCGCAGCUGUUUGCGCUGCCCCCCAGGGUGGGAUCUGCUGAAUGACACCUGUUACUACUUUCCCAUCUCGAGUGAGAUUCAGCGCAGGGGCUGGGACGAGGCCAGGGCGGACUGCACCAAACGCGGCGCCGACUUGGCCAUAGUGGACACUUUGGAGAAGCAGAUAUUUAUUGCAGGGGUUCUACAGGCCCUCCACGAUGAAGGCUUUAGCUACAGAUCUGGAUACUGGAUUGGACUGAGAGAUAAAGACACAGAAGGAACAUGGAAAUGGACAACUGGGUCUUUGCUUUCCAGAGGGUACUGGAUGGACGGAGAACCCAAUGAUGACUAUGGCUAUGAGGACUGUGUGGCCACCUAUCCCACAGUGAACCCCCUGAAGAGCUGGAAUGACGUCCCCUGCAGGCACCCGCUAAAGUGGAUCUGUGCCAAAGGGCCUCAGCCAGUAACAGCUAGUCUGGAUAGCUAGUGUGGCUUUAGCAAUGAGCAAAACUAAGCUUGAUGGCAUUUCAGUAGCUAUGUUAGUGAGAAGCAUUGCAUUUUACGCCAUAAUAAAAUGAUUUGUUUUCCACAAAA
Messenger RNA from Clupea harengus (Atlantic herring), 1299 nucleotides. Its product is annotated as CD209 antigen-like protein E. The transcript has 7 exons. The record is from RefSeq and is a predicted model, not a curated record. The coding region runs from base 230 to 1192 and encodes 320 amino acids. NCBI's taxonomy places the organism in Eukaryota, Metazoa, Chordata, Actinopteri, Clupeiformes, Clupeidae.